AUGCGAAUUUACAUGUUUUCAAGAUCAUUAUUUGCAUGCAUUGCAGCUACCCUUGUAGCAGUGUUGGCAUCAUCGCUGGAGGGUGGGCUUGAACCCACGGAAGAAACUAAUACAGGCCUACUGCAAGAGGUGCUUGAUCCGCUUGGUCAGGGCGCAAAGGAUGGGAGUUUAGAGACCAAACCCAUCUGUAGGCCUACAGGACAGAUUCAAGAUGCAUGCUCGGAUUAUGAAAGCGUGGAAGAAUGGAACUCUCAGUACAUGUUUGAACGUCUGGACAAUUUGCGCAAGACCAAAUACUUCCGCUACUUUGUUGUAGACUUGUUCCGAGAAUGUCCGUUUUGGAAAGAAGAAGGGAUUUGUAUGAAUCGAGCAUGCACAGUAGAACGGAUGAAUGAAACAAAUAUGCCGGAUGAAUUUCGCUCGUACCGCUUGAGUCAGCUUGAACGCACAGCUGAGGAUAUGGACCAAGACGCAGAUAAGACGCGGUUUUGUCAGCUUGACGAUGAAAAUAUGAGCGAAGAUGCCAUUUUCGUUGACCUCCUCAAAAAUCCUGAACGCUUUACUGGGUACUCGGGAGCAAGCGCCAACCGCGUGUGGCGAAGUAUUUACGAAGAAAACUGCUUCGGCGGCAUCAAAUGGACAGAGCCACCUCGACCUGAAUCCGAAGGUGGUGCAGGAUUUAUCUCUCAACAGCGCAUGAUUGGGACUAUCAAGGGUGUGCCAGCCACACUCCUAAAUCCUGAUCACCCACCGACCAAAGGCGGGUCGCUCGAGUCGCUGAUUGACUCAGUCAAGGCGCCUGUCGACCCAGCAUCGACUGAGCAAUGCCUGGAGAAGCGUGUGUUCUACCGAGUGAUUUCCGGGCUGCAUGCAUCAAUUUCCAUUCACAUCUGUAACGAGUACCUGGACCCUGUGACAAAGCAGUGGGGACCGAAUUUAGAGUGCUUCAUCUCGCGUAUUUCACAACAUCCCGAACGGCUGCAAAACGUGUACUUUGACUAUGUUCUCAUGAUGCGUGCGCUUUCCAAGGCUGGUGAAUACUUGGACAAAUUCUCGCUACGCGCGGGUGACGAGAUCCACGACAACGAGUCACGAAAGCAGCUGAAUGAACUGCUACAGAUUGCGCGCAAGAAUCGGCCGUCUUUCGACGAGCACAAACUCUUUGAGCUGAAUGACAAUCCAGAGCACAACCGCGAGACGCUUGCGUUGAAAGAGGACUUCCGUCUUCAUUUCCGCAAUAUCUCGAGGAUCAUGGACUGCGUGGGCUGUGACAAGUGCCGGUUAUGGGGCAAAGUCCAAGUAACGGGCAUAGGCACAGCCCUGCGCCUUCUCUUCGCGUUUGAGGCUGCAGAUGAAAAACCACAUAUUGUGUUGGGUCGCAAUGAAAUUGUCGCUCUCAUCAAUACAGCCCAUCGCAUUUCAGAGAGUAUUCGGGCUGUCGAAACGUUCCGCAAGCUUUAUCAUGAUACAAUGUCGUCGGCCAGCUCAGAACACGCAGAUCACACUUCAGCAAGGCAAGAACGUGAACUGCCGCCUAUUUCUUAUAUGCAAAAAACAUGGAAUGUCUUUGAAUCAGCCAUGGCCGGUAUAUAUGAACUCUUUGCGACGGAUGACUGGGCAGAAGCAGAAUUGUAG
Molecule: messenger RNA, 1635 nt
Organism: Malassezia globosa CBS 7966
Lineage: Eukaryota; Fungi; Basidiomycota; Malasseziomycetes; Malasseziales; Malasseziaceae
Exons: 1
Coding region: 1-1635 (544 amino acids)
Biological process (GO): protein folding in endoplasmic reticulum
Cellular component (GO): endoplasmic reticulum membrane; endoplasmic reticulum
Molecular function (GO): FAD binding; protein-disulfide reductase activity; thiol oxidase activity
Source: RefSeq, a predicted model, not a curated record